Messenger RNA from Balaenoptera acutorostrata (minke whale), 3235 nucleotides. Its product is annotated as mannan-binding lectin serine protease 1-like. The record is from RefSeq and is a predicted model, not a curated record. Gene Ontology annotation, biological process: proteolysis. The coding region runs from base 197 to 541 and encodes 114 amino acids. Lineage: Eukaryota; Metazoa; Chordata; Mammalia; Artiodactyla; Balaenopteridae. The transcript has 4 exons. Gene Ontology annotation, molecular function: serine-type endopeptidase activity.
CGUCAGUGGCUGGGGGAAGCAGUUCUUGCAAAGGUUCCCGGAGACCCUGAUGGAGACAUCCAUUCCAACGUUUACCCCCAAGCUGAAUCAAGGGCAAUAAUAAUCACAGUACCUUACUUUAUGUAUCAAUGUAUCACCUCAAUUCAAAAUAACAUUUCCUGAGUACUGACCAUGUUCCAAGCUAUGUGAGAGAGAAAUGGACAACAUACAGACUGAGUGUCUGGAGGCUCACACUGUGGUGGGGGAGAACAUCGAAAUCCCAGUUGUUGACCACCGCAUCUGCCAGGAGGCCUACACCCCACUGAAGAGGAAAGUGACCAGAGACAUGAUCUGUGCUGGGGAGAAGGAAGGCGGGAAGGAUGCCUGUGCGGGUGACUCUGGAGGGCCCAUGGCGACCUUGGAUACAGAGAGAGGCCAAUGGUACCUAGUGGGCACAGUGUCCUGGGGUGUGGACUGCGGAAAGAAGGACCGUUACGGAGUGUAUUCCUACAUCUUCCACAACAAGGACUGGAUACAGAGGGUCACCGGGAUGAGGAAUUGAAUUCGGUUCCUCACCUGUCCAUGGUCGGUCAGCAGCAGAGGAUAGUUAUCUGAUGCAAGAUGCCCCUUGCCCUACACGCACCUCAUUCGGCCCAUCUAUUACUGGCCAAUAAAGGGGGCAUCUCAGCCCCCUUCUCACUCUCUUUAAAGAAGCAGAGUAGCAGGGUGGUCAGAAUCCAGGUUGUAUCACCUACUAGCUUUGUAACACUGGGCAGGUGACUUCACCUCUUGGAGCCUCAGUUUCUUUGUCCAUAUUAUGGAAAUGGCAUACCUUACCUACCUCAUAAAAGUCUGAUGAGGAUCAAAUUUAGUUAAUAUACAUAUAGCACGUAGCACAGUGCAGGCAUAAACUAAGUGCUCAAUAAAUAUGACUUAGCAGAAGGCCAGUGUGUCUACCAGGCACAUUACAUUCUCUUACAAAUCCUGGCUGGGCCUUAGGGCUGAUCAGUGUGCCCCGCUCCCCUCAACCUUGACCAUCUCCUUCACCUGCCCCCGAAUACUCCAUGCUUCUUUGCUACCAUGCAUUUCCCAACCCCAAUCCCCACCCCUCCCCAUAAAAGGGUAAAAGAGACAAUGUUCUUAGUCUAUGGCAUGUCCCAUAGUGAUGCACUUACGACCAUGAGCUAGAUACCAAACUGUGAGAGUGCCUGAGAGAAGCAGGCACUCUCACAGGGUGGGGAGAUUGGGAAUGGUGAAUUAGGAAGUCAGACACCAGGUUCUAGAACCAACUCUGCCCCCAGCUCCCUGUGACUCUAUGCAACUCCCUUCCCCUCAUCCCAAAGGACCCUCCCAGCUCUGACAAUCUAGGAUCCAAUGAAGCCAUUUCUCCCUGAAGAGAUGAGUUAAAGCCAAAAUAACCGAAAGGCAAAAACUGCCUUAGGUUCAACAGAGCUUUGUUGCAGACCAAACACUGCUGCUGCAGCAACACCCACCCCUGUGCACCACACCCUAGUUCCCAAGGACGUAGCCCUGGCAAAGUGCUAGCCAAGGGGCCUUUCCUUAUUCCUAAGCAGAGCCUCUGCUCUAGGCACUGGCCUCCUUUUCUUCCUGGGAACCUGAGUUGCACAAGGUAGGCCCUGGGAGGCUAGACUCAGGCCCCUGCACUCUCCCUCCCUGUGUCCACAGCUGACCCCAAGCCACCAUUCCCCUGGUUCCUCACCCCUGUUCCUCACCCUGAACACCCCAGCCCUGCAGCGUCAUAAGUGCUUCCCAAGCAGAAUGCCUCGCCUCUCCAAGAGCCACCUCCUCUCUCAGGAAGCUUCCAGGGACCUCCUCCCCUCCAGAGCUCUGAGAUUUAAGCCUUUCAAGGGAUCAGAAGCCCCAAGUCCCUGGCUUCUGUUCUAUCAAAAUUGGUCUUCAUGGGAGAUUUCAUUUCUCGACCUGCACUGCAGCUGCUGGAGUCAUUCAGGGUCUCCUGCUGAAGGAAGAUGAAACUGAGGAAUGAGAACUUAUGGACACUAAGCCGUAAGCUCACCACUCAGGGACGGCAAUUCACAGCCUGCUUUUGAUUCUCUGAGCAAGUCAUUCUACCUCUCUGUGCCCUGCUGUUUAUUCUCUAAACAGAAGAUGACAAUCAUACUCAAUCCCACCAGACAUUUGUCAAGCAAACUGGAGCUCUAUUUCAGACACCAGAGAAGAACUGCAAUGCAAAGUUUUGGAACUACCCUAAGGCAUUCCAAACACCAUGCCUUCCAAUUUCACAGCAGUGCCUGGGUGCCCCCAUGUGCCAGGCUAUGCUGACCGCUAUGCGGACCACCAAGAUGAGGGGAACAUGAUUCAUACCUUCCAGGAGCUCCUACAGGAAGAGCUGACACAUACACAAGUGUCUAUCAUGAACAGAAUGAACCCCACCAAGUGCUAUGUGUCAGCACAGCGCAGAGGUGAAAGAAAGGCCAUUCUAGUAUGGAGACGUUGGAGGAGGGGGCAUCAGAAAGGCAUCCCAGAGGAGAUGGUGUUGGAGCUCAGCCUUGAAGAGGGUGGGCAUUUCCACAGGUAAGACAGAGGGAGGCCUUCCAGGUAGAAGGACAACAAGAGCUCAUGUCCACUCAGGCUUUCCUCAGAUUACACUCUCUUCCCUCACAAAAAAGACAUGUCCAGCAGACCAGUGCUCUGACUCCGGGAUCAGAGCCAACAUCUAAAAGAAACUUUCUCCUUAAAAUCAGACAACCAUGAGACUUGAAGCAGCCUCGGAAUUUGUGUACAAAUACUGACUUCUGGCUGGACCCAGUUUAUCCUGUUUAUUCCCCCAAUUGCAAUUUCAUCCUGAUUCUAAGGGAUGUCUAGAUGUGCUGCUGGACUUGGGCUUACCCUUGAUCUACAAACAUUUACUAGAUAUACCAGCCCCCGCACUGAUGCUAAGGUCCAAGAAAACCAAACGUCUCACAGAGUCAUAGAAGCAGAGGGUUGGAGUGUCUGUUAGGACCAUAUUGUCUAACUCUAUGACCUCAUUCUUGAACAUAUCUAAAGAUGGGAAACUCACUACCUCCAAAUAUAGCCAAUUUCAACUUCAAAACGUGCUCUUAGAAAGAUCUCUUCUAUACAACCAAAAUCCACCUCCCAGAAUAUACUUAGCAUAUCUAAAGCUAUGAUUCCGUACCAUGAACGUUGUUAUCAGCAAUAAUGAUCAUGUGCCCGAUUUCAUUAGAAACAGAAGCUGUUGCUCUACAACAUGUGUAGCUGUAACUACACAUUACUU